UAAUAAAGAAAAGCCAUCUUUUCACCCUUCCUCUUGUUGUCUUCAACUCCCAAUCGUGCAAGCAAGCAAACCCUCUCAUCUCAAAUAAUCCCUGUUUGUUUCCCAGGAAAAUAACAAUAACAAACAACAGAUAAAGUAAAAGCGUUUUUCUCUCCCGAGAAAAUUCUCCGGGAACCGACGCCGCAGAAUGGUUUCCCGGGAAAACACCAAUUGGCUCUUCGAUUACGGUUUGAUCGACGAUAUUCCCGCCCCUGAGGUCACCUUCACUGUCCCUCCCUCCGGAUUCACCUGGCCCUCCUCUCAACCCUUGAAUUCCUCUUCCAAUGUCGUCGGUGUUGAGAUUGAUGGCUCAUUAGGGGAUUCUGACAGUCUCAAAGAGCCUGGUUCGAAGAAGAGGGUCAGAUCUGAGUCAUGUUCUGCUACUAGCUCCAAAGCAUGCCGGGAGAAGUUGCGUCGAGACAAACUUAAUGACAAGUUUGUUGAACUGGGCUCCAUAUUGGAGCCUGGAAGACCUCCCAAAACAGACAAGGCUGCUAUCCUGAUUGAUGCUGUCCGAAUGGUGACUCAGUUAAGGGGUGAAGCCCAGAAGAUGAAAGACACUAAUAUGGGUCUUCAAGAGAAGAUUAAAGAGUUAAAGACUGAGAAGAAUGAGCUUCGUGAUGAGAAGCAGAGGCUCAAGACAGAGAAAGAGAGGUUGGAGCAGCAGCUGAAAUCUAUGAAUGCACAACCUAGUUUCAUGCCCCCCCCUCAAGCACUCCCUGCUGCAUUCGCUGCACAAGGCCAAGCCCAUGGCAACAAGUUAGUGCCAUUUAUCAGCUAUCCAGGAGUUGCCAUGUGGCAAUUCUUGCCUCCUGCUGCGCGUGAUACCUCACAGGAUCACGAGCUUCGUCCACCAGUUGCCUAAGCUAGCAGUGCAAUUCUUUGGACUUUCAUUUUGGCCCAAGAUUGUAUCCAAUUACUCAUAUUUGUUAGUUCUCUAGUAAGUAUUCUAACUGGACCCAGUGGUGGCUUCUGUCUGUAUUUGACAAAUGAUACUAUUAUGGUUUAAUGCUGGUAUGUUCGUGUAAAUGUGAAUAAGUUCAUUCUGCUA
This is a messenger RNA of Lotus japonicus, 1090 nucleotides long. Its product is annotated as transcription factor ILR3-like. Gene Ontology annotation, molecular function: protein dimerization activity; DNA-binding transcription factor activity. Gene Ontology annotation, biological process: intracellular iron ion homeostasis; regulation of DNA-templated transcription. Bases 188 to 904 code for a protein of 238 amino acids. The transcript is spliced from 5 exons. The record is from RefSeq and is a predicted model, not a curated record. Lineage: Eukaryota; Viridiplantae; Streptophyta; Magnoliopsida; Fabales; Fabaceae.